GAAGCGGAAGCUCGUAGUUUGCGCAACAGACAAAGUUUAUUGUCGCGACGUGUUUUUGAGUUUCUCUUUGUUGUUUUGUAAGGACGCAGAUGUAAGUUCGCUCUCAACGCGACUGUAUUAGUUUAUACACUUUAUGAUGACCAAAGAAAAGCGACACAGGAGGAGGGAAUCUCCCGAGCGGGAGUCCAAAGUGAAGAUUAAGCAGGAGAAACUGAGCCCGGAAAGGCCACAGACAUCGCGCCGCUCUCGAUCCAGAUCCGCUGGCCACUCGAGUCCACCGAGGAGACGAAAUAGCAGGUCACCUGUAAGAACGAGAGACCGCUCUCCAGGUAGAAGAGACACUUCUCCAGGUAGAAGAGGCAGCAGGUCGCCCAGAAACAGGAGGAGUCGAAGUCCUCCCCGCGGUGCUGAUGUCAAAGUAAAACGGGAACGGGAGGAGUCUCGGGCGAGUGGUGACGAGAGGAGGAGAAGAAACAACCCACCAGAAGAGAGACGGAGCAGGUGGGAAUCAGACAGACCGCAGAACACAGAGCCGGACAGAGACCACAGUGGAGACAGAGGCCGCAGCGGAGACAGGGACAGAGGCCGCAGCGGGGACAGAGACCGCAGCGGAGAGAGGGACAGGGACCGCAGCGGAGACAGACACAGAGGCCGAGGCGCAUUUGCCGCCCAACAAGCUGAGCGACAGCAGAACAACCAGCGGCGCAGGGAAAACCGCCAGCGCCGCGAGGAAAACCAAGAGGAAGAUUUCGGAAGGUCAGAGGAAGGAGACGACGACUCCAAUCCCGCUCCUGCUGAGGUGGAGAAGCCCAACUUCGGGCUGUCCGGGGCGCUCACAGAAGAUACAAACACAUUCCGGGGGGUGGUGAUCAAGUACAACGAGCCACCCGAGGCGCGCAUUCCCAAACGCAGAUGGCGACUGUACCCUUUCAAGAAUGACGAACCCCUUCCUGUGAUGUACAUUCACAGACAGAGUGCCUAUUUGUUGGGGAGGCAGAGAAAAAUCGCUGAUAUCCCCAUUGACCACCCAUCCUGCUCAAAGCAACAUGCAGUAUUCCAGUACAGACUGGUGGAGUUCACACGAGCAGAUGGCACCUCUGGACGCAGGGUACGGCCUUACAUCAUUGACCUGGGCUCGGGCAAUGGCACCUACCUGAAUAACCAGCGCAUCGAAUCCCAGCGUUAUUACGAGCUCAAAGAAAAGGACGUGAUCAAGUUUGGCUUCAGCAGCCGCGAGUACGUCCUCCUGCACGAGUUCUCAGAUACCGCCGAGGUGGACGCCAAGCAGCAGGAAGACGAAGAGGACGAGGGCCUCGACGAGUAAAUAGCUCUCACACUCUCUUUCGCCCGUGUUCAUUCAGGCUUAGAUAACAUCAUCGACCUAAUAUCGGACAGUUGUUUCUGCAGGGAAUGAAACAAUGUAUUGAUGGUUAAUAGUGGACUACACUAAAACGAUGGAACACAGCUUGUUUGUAUUUUAUGUAAUUACCGAACUAUUGCUUAAACCUGCCACAACUGUCUCCAGGAAGACUCCCUAUUCUCAGGUUGUUUGUGUAACGUCAGAGGGAUGCAUGACUGACCUCAACAGCAGACAGUGCCCACAACAUAAAGUGCUUGGUGCUAGAUAGAGAUAUCUCGCCAAGUGAAAUAGUUUAUUAUAUUUUUGGAUUACAGCACUGAGUGCAACGUUUAGCUGAAUAAUCAAAUCUUGUUUUCUGUCUUUGGGCUAUAGAUGUCAUCGUACAUGAUAUGUGGAAUGUGAACUCUAGAUUCAUGUUAUUCAGCAUCGUGAUGGAGUUAAACUUUACAGAUAUUCAACUUAGAAUGAUGUUGCCUUUUUUUUUUUUUUUUUUGCUUUGUAGAGCAGGGAAAAAAGUUGAUACUGUUGUGUGUUUAAAGACUUCCCCUUCGUUUGUCUUUACUGAAGCCCACCCCAUUUAUAGUCAAUGUCCUUUUAUGUAUUGUAAAUAAAGACCGUAAAAGUU
Molecule: messenger RNA, 1985 nt
Organism: Labrus bergylta (ballan wrasse)
Lineage: Eukaryota; Metazoa; Chordata; Actinopteri; Labriformes; Labridae
Gene: snip1
Product: Smad nuclear interacting protein
Biological process (GO): miRNA processing
Cellular component (GO): nucleus
Molecular function (GO): protein binding; mRNA binding
Source: RefSeq, a predicted model, not a curated record